AGCCAUAUAAGUCACACCCCCCCAGAUACCCACCAAGCCCCUGCUAUAACAAUAAGAUUGCAGACCAAGUCUCUCUCUCUCUCUUCCCCUGACUCCUUUGAUAAGAGAAUGGAGGGUGAAAAUCAGUACAAGAAGGGGCUGUGGACGGAGGAGGAGGACAAGGUUUUGCUAGAUUACAUACGGGUACAUGGCAAAGGCCAAUGGAACCGGAUUCCCAAGGCCACGGGUUUAAAGAGGUGUGGGAAAAGCUGCAGGUUGAGGUGGCUUAAUUAUCUAAGCCCCACUGUCAAACGUGGUGGUUUUUCUGAGGAAGAAGAUGACCUCAUUAUCAGACUCCAUAAUCUCCUUGGAAACAGGUGGUCACUGAUAGCAGGUAGAGUACCGGGUAGAACUGACAACCAAGUAAAGAACCAUUGGAACACCCAUCUCUGCAAGAAGCUAGGAAUCGUCAAGAAACAACCAACAAGAAAAAUUGCUAAAAUCCCACAAGUAAUAGAUGAUGAUGAUGAUGAGAACCAACCAGCAAGAUUUCCCAUUGAUAAUUCCAAUUCCAAGCUUUCUCCGAAUAUUUCCACUAAUUCUUCUUUUAAUAAAUCCGUGGGAGCUAUGGAGAAGAAAGCAAAGCCUUUGGAUGAUGGAGUAGGUAAAGCAUCAAAUAAUUAUGAAGAUCAUGAGCAAGUUCCAUGGAUGGUGAACAAGCAUUUGUGCGAAUCAAUAUUAUUUUCUAAUGAUGAUUUGAUGUUAAUCAAUAACCCUGGCUUUGUUGAUUUUCUUGAUGCUUAUUAUCUUGACCUAACGUCACAUUGUCUAUAAAUCAUUAUUAAUUUACUGAUUAAGCCCUUCUUUGUCA
Messenger RNA from Ziziphus jujuba (common jujube), 850 nucleotides. Its product is annotated as transcription factor WER. The transcript is spliced from 3 exons. NCBI's taxonomy places the organism in Eukaryota, Viridiplantae, Streptophyta, Magnoliopsida, Rosales, Rhamnaceae. The record is from RefSeq and is a predicted model, not a curated record. Bases 109 to 813 code for a protein of 234 amino acids.